Molecule: messenger RNA, 1955 nt
Organism: Rubroshorea leprosula
Lineage: Eukaryota; Viridiplantae; Streptophyta; Magnoliopsida; Malvales; Dipterocarpaceae
Source: the annotation of a GenBank genome assembly
AGUUGUGGAUAACGCUAGUCAAGGUUCUUUUGUGCUAAAAAUGUGGUUUCAUAUUUGUGUGACAAACUAUGAAAUAUUUAGCUAUUGAUGAGUUGGUAAAGAAGUUCAAAGAGUGGUGAUCAUAUACUUUUUGCAAAUGCAUUUUUGUACGGUAAUACAGAAUCUUCUCCUAAAAAAUCAAGGCAGUUUCUUUGCAAUUAUGUUAUUGAAAAAGUCUUGGGUUUUGGAGAUACAAGGCCCUCGUGCAACUUGGAUGUUAAAGGGCAACAGUUCUUUUUGUUCUUUAAUAUUAGAGGCCAUUUGCUCUAGAUAUUCUGUUUAAACAUUUUCUUUUAAAGAAUUUUCUCCUUGUGCCUUCUUGACUUGAUUAGACACAGGACUGAUAUUCAGUAGUAUCUUUUUCUGCUCUUUGUUUUCCUUUUUCUUUUCUUAGGUGGGGAAGAGAGGACAAUUGAGUUCAUGGAAAGACAAGGACGGGCAAAAGCUCCAUUGUUAGGAUCUGAUUCUGAACCAGGAACUGUGAAACACCCUUUUCCUAUGAAUUAUGUCCUGAAACCAUGGAAACUUGGCCAAUGGUUUUACCAAGUUAUCAAAAUUGGCAUUGUUCAAUAUAUGAUAAUCAAGUUGUUGUCUGCUCUUUUAGCAUUGAUUCUUCAAGCUUUUGGAGUCUAUUGUGAAGGUGAUUUCAAACUGACUUGUGGGUAUCCCUAUAUGGCAGUGGUCCUCAAUUUCAGUCAGUCAUGGGCUUUAUACUGUUUAGUUCAAUUUUAUGCUGUCACAAAGGAUGAAUUGGAACACAUAAAACCAUUGGCCAAGUUUUUGACGUUUAAAUCCAUUGUGUUUUUGACUUGGUGGCAAGGUGUGGCAAUUGCUAUUUUUUAUUCCCUUGGUUUAUUUAGAAGUGUAAUUGCCGAAGGCUUGUCAAAGUCAAGCUUCCAAGACUUCAUCAUUUGUAUAGAGAUGGGUAUUGCUUCUAUUGUUCACCUGUAUGUAUUCCCUGCAAAACCUUACGAGCUAAUGGGAGAUCGCUUUCCUGGAACUAUUUCUGUCCUCGGAGACUAUGCAUCUACUGAUUGUCCUCUGGAUCCUGACGAGGUUAGGGACAGUGAAAGACCAACAAAGUUGCGCUUGCCUCAGCCUGAUGUUGAUGUUAGAAGUGGAAUGACCAUCAGAGAAAGUGUGCGAGAUGUUUUUGUUGGUGGUGGUGAAUUUAUUGUGAAUGAUGUAAAAUUCACAGUAAACCAAGCAGUAGAACCUGUGGAGAAGGGGAUUACAAAGUUCAAUCAGAAAUUACAUAAGAUCUCCCAACACAUGAAAAAAGAUAAGAGAAGAACUAAGGAUGAUAGCUGCCUUGCAUCAACACCCAGCCGGAGGGAGAUUCGUGGUAUAGAUGAUCCCCUGUUGAAUGGGAGCAUGAGUGAUAGUGGGGUUGCAAAGGGGAAGAAACACCGCCGGAAAUCAGGAUAUAAUACAAGUGGGGAGAGUGGGGGAGAAAGCAGUAGCGAUCAAAGUUAUGGUGGGUAUCAAACCAGGGGCCAAAGAUGGGUCGUCAAAGAUUAGCCUAGAUGGAUGGUGUUGUGAAGAUAUAAAGGAAAAAAUUUGCGUGAUGGUAACCAGCUCAUGCAUAAUUUGCAGGUUCCAUUAGUAGCUUCAUGAGGAGGCUGGCGGUUAUGCUUCCUGUCAAAUUUGCAGCUGGUUGUUUUAGCAGGGAUCUGAUCAAUGUUUGGCCAUCUUCACGCAUAACUAGUUUCUAUACUGUAAAGAUUUUGGAAUGAGGCUUGGUUUUUAUCAAGAAUGAAUGGAGUAAUGCAAUGCAUGGUCGGGCAUCCUUUCUUAUUUUUUAAGAGAUGCCCAUGUUUUGUGCCCCUGUCAAGCUUGGCAAUUAUUGUAAUGGUUUUGACUUUUGAGACAUUUUGAGCAGAUGUUAUUAUCUAUUUGCCCCCCAUCCAGAAAAU